CGGGAAUAACCUAAUGUGGACUGUAUGUUAGAUGGGAGAUUGACAUUAAUGUCUGGUUUUUAAAUGUUUUCGAAAGAAGGAGUAAGCUUAAUUUUUGUUCGAUUCUCAUUGUUUUGAAGCAAGUACUAAAACCUGCGUACGAUGGAAACUGCUGGUAUAAGCAUGUUGAAGAAUUCUGUUAACUCCCUCGUAGUUAGCAGUAAUGACUCCAUUGAAUUCAAACUAGUACGGCAGUUGGCAGAUAUCAGUGACGACAGAUGCUCAUUCAAACCUGUUAUGUCCCAUCAGGUGUUUGGAGACAGAGAGAGUAUUUUUGGCUAUCAGGACCUGAAGAUCCAGCUGUACUACAGUGCUGCCAGGCUAACCACAUACUUCGGCAUCACUUACACAGAUAAAGUGACUCCUGACAAGUUCGAGGGGAUUGAGGCUGAUGAGAUUUUUGACAAGAUAUCAGAGAAGCUACAGCCAGGGUUCUACACAAACUUGGAUGAUUUCUGCAGUCACCUAGAGAAGGACGUCAACUUUGUGCCUUUUGGCGAACUGCAGCAUUCAUUUGCCACUGAUGAUGGUAAUCGCAGCUGGGAGAUCUAUAUGUGUGAAGUGACAACACCGGGCUUCCUGACGUACCACGAGAGACUGCAGACGUUUGUGCUGUGGUUCAUUGACGCAGCCAGCUUUAUUGACUCAGAUGACGACCACUGGAGGUUUUUCCUGAUAUAUGAGAAAUAUUAUGUCGAUGGGAACAUGUGCUACGCCAUUGCUGGCUAUGCAACAGUAUAUGAAUACUACGCAUAUCCUGACAACAUUCGGCCACGGAUCAGUCAGAUGCUGGUGCUGCCCCCAUUCCAGCGAUUUGGUCUUGGGGCUCAGCUCCUGGACAACAUCUACAGGCACUACAUCAAACAGCUCCGUGUUACGGACAUCACAGUUGAGGAUCCUUCAGAUGAUUUCCAGCGUCUGCGAGAUUUCUUGGAUGCACGGAACUGCGGUAAGCUGCCCAGUUUCCAGCCCCGAAUGCUGGAGGAAGGCUUCCAGGAUGAGAUGGUGGCUGAAGCCAAGGCAAAGCUCAAAAUCAAUAAGAAACAAGCACGCCGCGUGUAUGAAAUACUGAGACUACAAAUGACAGAUAUCCACAACAGUGAGCAGUACCGCCGUUACCGCCUGGAUGUUAAGAACCGCCUCAAUGUACCAUACCAGAAGGAGCAGCAGGAGUUGAAGAGAUACAAAGAGCGGCUUAAGGAUGCGACUCUCCAAGCAGCACUGUCAUUUGCAGACUCUAGUCAGCGCCUGGAGAGCCUUGAGCGUGAAUACCGAGAAGUGGAGGGCCAGUACCAGCAAGUGCUGCAGCGUCUCGCUUCACUCUGACGUGUCGAUAACAGUAUUGGCAGUCGUUCGAUUGCAUCAUGUGCUCUGUUACUGCAAACUGAAGGAUUUUUCCUACCACCACCACCACGCCCAUCCCCCUGAGGCUGUGGCCCUCAUUCUGUGCUAGAGAUGCAAUGGUGACUUAUUUUUGUAUUGUACGACGGAAGAAAAGAGUCUGAUUUUUAAGAAUGUAAAUUGAUAUUGUAAAGAAAUUGUGUGACAGAUAUUAGCUUUUUUGUUCUUAGAAGUUGAUGAGUUUAAGGGAUAUAUACAGUUUGCAACCUAACCUAAAAGCAGUACAGUUUUUGGUAUUUGCAAUAAGAUCAGUUUAUCUCUUGUGGUAUGUAGUCCUUGUGAAAUGCCUCCAUCUCCAAAUUAUGAAGAAUUUAAAAUCUUACUUUUAUUUGCUUCAGUAUAAUUUGCCAUGUACAAGGUUCACUGCACGGUACAAAUUACGAUAGAUUAAUUUGUGAAUUUCUUUGAUUAUGUAUUUAAGUGCAGAGAUAAUAAGUGCUCCUUCUGCAUUUUUCUCUAGACAAUUUGUUUCCUUCAAACAGUAGAACCACACUUUUCUAGGGAUUGACGAAAAACUGUAAAUUGCAGAUGCGAUCAUAAGCUUAGUUCUUACCUUUACAUUAAUCCUUUUUUUGGAAUGCUCGGCAAAUAAUUAUGGUAAAAGUAUUAAGCAGUGCAUGAAAAUCUUUGCAAAAUACAUAUUCCCAGAAACUGAAAACAAAAACAAUCUGCAAUUUUCAAAGCGACGAUGAUGAUUUCAUUUCAUAUCAUUAAUACUGAUUUGCAUUUUGUUCGAUGAUGUGAUGAUUUUUUACGCUCAUAUUUAGGGCUGACUGUGAUAAGGUUCUUCACUGAGAAAUAUGAGUCUUCCCGUGUAUGUCAACAUCUGAUAAUAUAAUACAUUCAGUUUUUGUUCUAAGUAAA
Molecule: messenger RNA, 2304 nt
Organism: Zootermopsis nevadensis
Lineage: Eukaryota; Metazoa; Arthropoda; Insecta; Blattodea; Termopsidae
Gene: Hat1
Product: histone acetyltransferase 1
Biological process (GO): subtelomeric heterochromatin formation
Cellular component (GO): nucleus
Molecular function (GO): histone acetyltransferase activity; histone binding
Source: RefSeq, a predicted model, not a curated record